Messenger RNA from Micropterus dolomieu (smallmouth bass), 3041 nucleotides. It is a transcript of the gene gnai2b, whose product is annotated as guanine nucleotide binding protein (G protein), alpha inhibiting activity polypeptide 2b. Gene Ontology annotation, cellular component: heterotrimeric G-protein complex. NCBI's taxonomy places the organism in Eukaryota, Metazoa, Chordata, Actinopteri, Centrarchiformes, Centrarchidae. The transcript has 9 exons. Bases 752 to 1819 code for a protein of 355 amino acids. The record is from RefSeq and is a predicted model, not a curated record. Gene Ontology annotation, biological process: gamma-aminobutyric acid signaling pathway; adenylate cyclase-modulating G protein-coupled receptor signaling pathway. Gene Ontology annotation, molecular function: GTPase activity; GTP binding; G protein-coupled receptor binding.
UAUGUCAUAAACAUGUGACAGAACCACUAGCCAUUUUAACGUUCCGUUUUAAGGUCCCGUCCUGCAUCCUUGCAAAGACAAACCUGUUCCUUCAUAGUCACUGAGCGCAGUUCAGCCUGCUGGUUGUGUUCGUCGUCUGAGAGCCUACAUCCAUGACAAAUGCUGAGGACUGAUGCUGGCACAGCUCCCACUGCAGUCUGCACACCGCACUCCUGAAAUCACGCCUCACUGUUUUUACCCCUAAUUGGUUCCACACAAGCUACCGCGGAGAGCUCACCUGUUCUAAUUGGACUGUCGCGACAAGUUGUCCAUGUCACUUCGAUGCGACUGUUCGAUCGCGUCCAGUUGUCUAGGAAUACCGGAGGAUAUCUGAGGAGCCCAGCUGAGGAAAGGCAAGGACUGCAGCAGUUCACCAGGCCGACGAGACAAGUGACAGACAGGAUAGUCUGCAGCCGAGCAGCGAGCACAUGCAUGGAUGCAGGACAGAGGGCUUUGAGCGCGUAGACAUGGACCAGCGGUAACAGUCUAAUAAACCAAAUGAUUUCGGUGCGUCGGCUUCAUCUUUGAGCUCCUAGUUGAACAGGAGAGCAGGAACCUUGACUUUUUACGCUUGGGUAAAAACUCUGAAAUCGGCUGGACGCAGGAGCUGCUCCAUCGUUAUUCUUGGCAUCAGCCGGCGCGCUGAGAUCAUCAGCAUCGAAGCCUCUUUUUGUUUUGCGCGAGUGGUCGGUGCGCCCCUGCGUUUGGAGCCAUGGGUUGUACGGUGAGCGCCGAGGAUAAGGCUGCCGCGGAGAGGUCAAAGAUGAUUGACAAAAACCUCCGAGAGGACGGAGAGAAGGCAGCCAGAGAAGUGAAACUGCUUUUAUUAGGUGCUGGGGAGUCUGGGAAGAGCACCAUUGUAAAGCAGAUGAAGAUCAUCCAUGAAGAUGGCUAUUCAGAAGAUGAGUGUAAGCAGUACCGAGCAGUGGUUUAUAGUAACACCAUCCAGUCUAUUAUGGCAAUUGUUAAAGCCAUGGCCAGUCUCAAGAUAGACUACAGCAACCCUUCCAGAGUGGAUGAUGCCCAGCAGCUCUUUGCCCUGUCUGCAGCUGCUGAAGAACAGGGCAUCCUUCCCGAUGACCUGGCCAACGUGAUUCGGCGAUUGUGGGGUGACAGCGGGAUACAGAAUUGCUUUGCGCGGUCACGAGAGUACCAACUCAACGACUCUGCAGCAUAUUACCUGAAUGAAAUGGAGAGGAUAGGUAAAGCAGAUUACAUCCCCUCCCAGCAGGAUGUGCUGCGAACUCGGGUCAAGACCACUGGCAUUGUAGAGACUCACUUCACUUUCAAGGAAUUGCACUUCAAAAUGUUUGAUGUGGGAGGCCAACGCUCAGAGAGAAAGAAGUGGAUCCACUGUUUUGAAGGAGUCACAGCCAUUAUUUUUUGUGUUGCACUGAGUGCUUAUGACCUGGUGCUGGCUGAGGAUGAGGAGAUGAAUCGAAUGCACGAGAGCAUGAAGCUAUUUGACUCCAUCUGCAACAACAAGUGGUUCACCGAGACCUCCAUCAUCCUCUUCCUCAACAAGAAGGACCUCUUUGAGGAGAAGAUUACUCGCAGCCCCCUCACCAUCUGCUUCCCAGAAUACACAGGGGCCAACAAGUUUGAUGAAGCAGCCAGUUACAUUCAGACCAAGUUUGAGGACCUGAACAAGAAAAGGGACACAAAGGAGAUCUACACCCACUUCACCUGUGCCACUGACACCAAGAACGUGCAGUUUGUCUUUGACGCCGUCACCGACGUCAUUAUUAAGAACAACCUGAAAGACUGUGGUCUUUUCUAAAGGAUAAUACCCGAUGCGCACAGACUGCAUGAGAGACUGCAACAGCCAUGUGACGAUUACUGCUUUUCAUAAUGAAAACCAUAACAGACUUGAUUCAUAGAGGAGAAACCUUCAAUAACUCCAACAAUCACUGAUUUGCAACUAUCACAUUCUCUGUCAAUUUUGUCAUUUUUAAUUUUUGAUAUAUUUCUUACUGCUCUCGCUCAGAGGUGCUCAUACUAUUCACAGUGAGCUCCUGUAAACAGAUAUUUGACCAAGGACACCCCUUAUUGGAUGAGAGUCACUAAAAAUCAAGGGCACUGUCUUGAGAAGUGCUGUUUUAAAAUUAGAUAUAUAACAAAGUGUAUUAAUCGACUGGCUUAAGUGGAAAAUAAUUGUUGAAAAUUGUUGUAAAGCUUAUCAUAAAAAUGACCCUUAUCUCAUUAUCACAUGGCAAAUGAAAAAAAAUAAAUUAAAGGAUCCUUAAUAGGCCUUCAAGAACCAGUUUGAGAACCACUUGUUUAAAUGGUAGUUGUUUGAGUUGAUGAGUCUUGUUAUGUAUUCAGAUCUCUUUUUGAGUAUUUUAAGUUUUCAUUUUACUUUCCCUUUUUGCAUUUGAAGUUUAAGUUUAAUAAGAGAAUACAGAAUACAUACAGAAACAACUUUUUAUAAAAAUCACAUUAACUUAUGUUAACUAAUGUUGGCAUUUUAUGAACCUUUUGACUGCACAGAGCUUAUUUUUAGAAGAAAACAAACAAGCAUGGAGAAUGAAAAAAUGGAUGAAGGGGAAAUGUUUUUCGUACAAUGUUUACACAGAAUCAAUAUUCACAGUUGUAUUAGUGUGUUGUUCUGCAUGACUGUCUAUUGAUUAGCUUGUAUCUGCCACAGACUGAAUAACAUUCCUUAAGUAACUUCUUUAAAGAAACAAAACAGAAACGGUUAAAUGUCACUUUUAAGAUUCCUGCAAGAUUUUUAAGUAGUUAUGUCUGUUCAUAACAUGGAUUGUUCUGUGCUAUUUGUUUCAUUACAAUUUUUUUUUAUAUAUGUUUGUGCCUUGACAUCUGUUUACACUUGUUCUUUAGAGACAUGCCAUAUUCAUUGUGUGAAUUAGGGCUAUUUCUACUUUCAUUUCAGUUCACAUAACCCAUCAUUUAAGAUGCACCACAACACAGAGACUAAUGGAUGAUAUUCGUUCAUAAUAUUAAGAUAAAAGUCAUUCACUUGUUAAAUGUAAAUAAAAGUU